GCGAUUCCAUUGGAUUUGAAAUCGUACACGCCACCAGAACGGACGACUGUACUGCCGUCCAAACUGUCUUAAAGAAGAACGAACGAUCGAAGAACGCUGAUCGUUCUCCGUCGUCUCUGUAAACUCCGAUCCGGUUUUUGAUUUUUACAGAUUCAGCGAAGAUGAUGCACAUGACCUUCUACUGGAGUCGCUACGUCACUAUUCUGAUCGAUUCGUGGCGCACCAGUACAUGGCUCGGUUACUUCCUCUCGCUCCUCGCCUGUCUAAUCGUCGGAAUCUUCUACCAGUACCUGGAGGACCUCCGCGUGCGGCUCAAGCUCCUCGCGGCAUCCGCCUCCAAGAAGUCGUCCUCGGCGGAUGCGUUGCAGAUCCAAGUUCCGCUGCUCAGAUCCAGUGUCGCCGCCGGGAAAUUAUCGGCGGCGAGGGUUGCCGGAGCAGCGUUAUUUGGUGUGAAUUCGGCGAUCGGGUACAUGUUGAUGCUGGCGGUGAUGUCGUUCAACGGAGGGGUAUUAGUGGCGGUGUGUUUGGGGUUGGCGAUUGGGUAUUUGGUGUUUAGGAGUGGCGAUGAGGAGGCGAUUGUUCUUGAGGAUAAUGCUUGUGCUUGUGCUUAGAAGAUACUACUUAUUAGGGUGAAUCAUCUCUCUGGUUGUUGUUGUAUUUGUAUGUGUAAAAUCUGUUUUCCUGCUAAAACCAUAAAGAAAGUAGAAACUGCUACUUCUGGUCAUUGCAGAAUUGUGCGAUUAAUUCCAAUUGUUUGAAGAUUCUCUCAUAGGAAUUGAAUUGAAGGGUUGUUGAUCAUUUGUCUA
Molecule: messenger RNA, 806 nt
Organism: Tripterygium wilfordii
Lineage: Eukaryota; Viridiplantae; Streptophyta; Magnoliopsida; Celastrales; Celastraceae
Product: copper transporter 5.1-like
Exons: 1
Coding region: 162-611 (149 amino acids)
Biological process (GO): intracellular copper ion homeostasis; copper ion transmembrane transport
Cellular component (GO): plasma membrane
Molecular function (GO): copper ion transmembrane transporter activity
Source: RefSeq, a predicted model, not a curated record